AGAGGGGCUGGGAAACUGCUAUGCAUGGCCAGACAGUAUGGUUUGUGAUGUUGUGGUUGGUGAAAACUGGUUGUGAUGAUUCUUCUCUGACUGUGGGUAUGAACAUUGGGCCUUUCCUAUCUUGCAAAGAGGCCCAAAGGGAUCUCCCUCUACCUGCUGGAAUCAAGGCUCAGAGCUCAUAUGCUUAGAGGCAGGAACUGCUGAAUAUUUCCAAACUUCUGAGCUUAGGGACAAGUCACCCUUAUUCCCACAACUUUCCUCAGUCAUUCAGGUGACUGUGGUGACCCGAUAGAGGAAAUAAAUGCAUCAUGUGGUGGCAUUUUGUUCCUGACUCUGGUGUCCCCUGCUGUUCAUCAUUCAGAGAAAUAGCUGCCAUGCAACUGACUUUUAUUUCUGUUUAAGGGGAGGAAAACUCACAUGUGCAAAAGUAUAUUUGACAAAGGUUUGGGAAAUCCAUCCCUGAAUUAUACUUGUCUCAUCUUUGCUGAUCUGUUUUCCUGGAAUGGACUUGCUUUAUUGCGUAGUGCUCCCAGGACCCAGCAAAGAGGUCAAAAAGAACAUCCUGUCUGAGUACCUUCCUGGAUGCAUCUGAAUCUCAGAGACUAGGUUCCAGCAGAAUUACAGCCAGUAUGUGCUGCUACCAGGGUAGCAUGAAGUUUGAGUCAUGUGCAUGUGGCAUGAAACCUUCAACUUAGGAAAGCUGCUAGGUAUCAGUGAGGGUGGGGGGGAGUGCCUCAAAGGGAGAAGCCCCAGCAAGAUUUAUUCCUCUUUUUGCUUCUUCUUCUCCCUGUCCCUAUCAUAACCAUGAAGCCUUGAACAAAUCACCCAAAUCUUAGUGGUUUUCUCCAUAAAUUGUAAUAUGAACUUGCAAAGAUUCUCCAUUGCUGAUAGUCUAAGGUUCUGUGAGUAGCAACAAAAAAACUUUGUAGCUAACUUCAACCAGAGCAGGCUGUACCCUCAAGCUCUACAAAAAAAGAAUACACUACAUCCCACAGUCCAGGCAAAGAAUUACAUGUUCAUAUUAUAAAUGUUUCAAACUAGAUAUCUGCUUGAUCUUUCCCCUCUACAGUAAAGCAAAUAACUGGGGGAGGGGUUAGUUUGUUUUGACGAGUGCUUUGGGGAGCAUCCUUUUGAGAGCAGCAGGAAGCCUCCCCCAGAGUCUCAAAUACAGCCAAGGGUAUGUUACCUCCCUUCUCAUUUGUAAAGUUACCGUCGCUCUUUGACAAAUAUUCCCAAAGACUGGUUUUAUGGGUCCUUAUGGCUCCUAGGCAUCCUAUAACUAUUUGCCAUUGAUUAAUGCUCAGUUCAGACCCAGAUGGUGGUCCACUUCUUCCUGUUGUCAGCCAGUGGCCUGAGGAAGACCACAGAACCCUUUACAUGGAGCCUUCCAAAAUGGAAAUAGCUGCAUUUCAGUGGCAAUUCUAUCUUGUGAAGAUGCCUGUAGCUGGAAUCCUCUGUCAUUGUUUCUCUGAAAGACUGAUGGACGGCGCUGGUCUUUGGCCUCUUUGCCCUCUUCAGGAUAUGGAACUAACACUCCUAGCUCCACUGUCUCAUCAUCAUGCUCCUCACAGGAAAAGCUGCACCAGUUGCCUUUCCAGCCUACAGCUGAUGAGCUACACUUUUUGACGAAGCAUUUCAGCACAGAGAGCGUACCAGAUGAGGAGGGACGGCAGUCCCCAGCCAUGCGGCCCCGCUCCCGGAGCCUCAGUCCUGGACGAUCCCCAGUUUCCUUUGACAGUGAAAUAAUAAUGAUGAAUCAUGUGUACAAAGAAAGAUUCCCGAAGGCCACCGCACAAAUGGAAGAGCGACUAGCAGAGUUUAUUUCCUCCAACACUCCAGACAGCGUGCUGCCCUUGGCAGAUGGAACCCUUAGCUUUAUUCAUCAUCAGGUGAUUGAGAUGGCCCGAGACUGCCUGGAUAAAUCUCAGAGUGGCCUCAUUACAUCACAGUACUUCUAUGAACUUCAAGAAAAUCUGGAGAAACUCUUGCAAGAUGCUCAUGAGCGCUCAGAGAGCUCGGAAGUGGCUUUUGUGAUGCAGCUGGUGAAAAAGCUGAUGAUUGUCAUUGCCCGCCCAGCACGUCUACUGGAAUGCCUGGAGUUUGACCCUGAAGAGUUCUACCACCUAUUAGAAGCAGCUGAGGGCCACGCCAAAGAGGGACAAGGGAUUAAAUGUGACAUUCCCCGCUACAUCGUUAGCCAGCUGGGCCUCACACGGGAUCCCCUAGAGGAAAUGGCCCAGUUGAGCAGCUGUGACAGUCCUGAUACUCCAGAGACAGAUGAUUCUAUUGAGGGCCGUGGGGCAUCUCUGCCAUCUAAAAAGACACCCUCUGAAGAGGACUUCGAAACCAUUAAGCUCAUCAGCAAUGGCGCCUAUGGGGCUGUAUUCCUGGUGCGGCACAAGUCCACCCGGCAGCGCUUUGCCAUGAAGAAGAUCAACAAGCAGAACCUGAUCCUACGGAACCAGAUCCAGCAGGCCUUCGUGGAACGUGACAUACUGACUUUCGCUGAGAACCCCUUUGUGGUCAGCAUGUUCUGCUCCUUUGAGACCAAGCGCCACUUGUGCAUGGUGAUGGAGUAUGUUGAAGGGGGAGACUGUGCCACUCUGCUGAAGAAUAUUGGGGCCCUGCCUGUGGACAUGGUGCGUCUAUACUUUGCAGAAACUGUGCUGGCCCUGGAGUACUUACACAACUAUGGCAUCGUGCACCGUGACCUCAAGCCUGACAACCUCCUAAUUACAUCCAUGGGGCACAUCAAGCUCACUGACUUUGGACUGUCCAAAAUUGGCCUCAUGAGUCUGACAACGAACUUAUAUGAGGGUCAUAUUGAAAAGGAUGCCCGGGAAUUCCUGGACAAGCAGGUAUGCGGGACCCCGGAAUACAUUGCGCCUGAGGUGAUCCUGCGCCAGGGCUAUGGGAAGCCAGUGGACUGGUGGGCCAUGGGCAUUAUCCUGUAUGAGUUCCUGGUGGGCUGUGUCCCUUUUUUUGGAGAUACUCCGGAGGAGCUCUUUGGGCAGGUGAUCAGUGAUGAGAUUGUGUGGCCUGAGGGUGAUGAUGCACUGCCCCCAGACACCCAGGACCUCACCUCCAAACUGCUCCACCAGAACCCUCUGGAGAGACUGGGCACAGGAGGUGCCUAUGAGGUGAAGGAGCACCCAUUCUUUACUGGUCUGGAUUGGACAGGACUUCUCCGCCAGAAGGCUGAAUUUAUUCCUCAGCUGGAGUCAGAGGACGAUACUAGCUAUUUUGACACCCGCUCAGAGCGCUACCACCACGUGGACUCAGAGGAUGAGGAAGACGUGAGUGAGGAUGGCUGCCUUGAGAUCCGCCAGUUUUCCUCCUGCUCUCCAAGGUUCAGCAAGGUAUACAGCAGCAUGGAACGGCUCUCACUACUGGAAGAGCGUCGGACGCCACCCCCGACCAAGCGCAGCCUGAGUGAGGAGAAGGAGGACCGCUCAGAAGGCCUGGCGGGGCUCAAAGGCCGAGACCGGGGCUGGGUGAUCGGCUCCCCUGAGAUAUUACGGAAGCGGCUGUCGGUGUCUGAGUCAUCCCACACGGAGAGUGACUCAAGCCCUCCAAUGACAGUGCGACGCCGCUGCUCGGGCCUCCUGGAUGUACCUCGGUUCCCUGAGGGCCCUGAGGAGGCCAGCGGCACUCCCAGGAGGCAGCUGCAGGAGGGUGUAUGGUUCCUGACACCCCUUUCUGGAGAAGGGAUAUCUGGGCUUGUCCCUGAACGCUCUGGGGAGCAGCGGCUGAAGCUGGAUGAGGAAGCUGUUGGACGGAGCAGUGGUUCCAGUCCAGCUAUGGAGACCCGAGGGCGUGGGACCCUGCAGCUGUCUGAAGGAGCCACGGCCAAGGCCAUCAGUGACCUGGCUGUGCGUAGGGCCCGCCACCGGCUGCUGUCUGGAGACUCUACAGAGAAGCGCACCACUCGCCCUGUCAACAAAGUGAUCAAGUCUGCCUCAGCCACAGCCCUCUCGCUCCUCAUUCCUUCGGAACACCACACCUGCUCCCCGUUGGCCAGCCCCAUGUCCCCACAUUCUCAGUCGUCCAACCCAUCAUCCCGGGACUCUUCUCCAAGCAGGGACUUCUUGCCAGCCCUUGGCAGUGUAAGGCCCCCCAUCAUCAUCCACCGAGCUGGCAAGAAGUAUGGCUUCACCCUGCGGGCCAUUCGUGUAUACAUGGGUGACUCCGACGUCUACACAGUGCACCACAUGGUGUGGCACGUGGAGGACGGAGGUCCAGCCAGCGAGGCAGGGCUUCGUCAAGGUGACCUCAUCACCCAUGUCAAUGGGGAAACUGUGCAUGGGCUGGUGCACACAGAGGUGGUGGAGCUGAUCCUGAAGAGUGGAAACAAGGUGGCUAUUUCAACAACUCCCCUGGAGAACACAUCUAUUAAAGUGGGGCCAGCUAGGAAGGGCAGCUACAAGGCCAAGAUGGCCCGAAGGAGCAAGAGGAGCCGCGGCAAGGACGGGCAAGAAAGCAGAAAAAGGAGUUCCCUGUUUCGCAAGAUCGCCAAGCAAGCAUCCCUGCUCCACACCAGCCGCAGCCUUUCUUCCCUUAACCGUUCCUUGUCAUCAGGGGAGAGUGGGCCAGGCUCUCCCACACACAGCCACAGCCUUUCCCCCCGAUCUCCCACUCAAGCCUACCGCGUGACCCCCGAUGCUGUGCAUUCAGUGGGGGGGAAUUCAUCACAGAGCAGCUCCCCCAGCUCCAGCGUGCCCAGUUCCCCAGCCGGCUCUGGGCAUACACGGCCUAGCUCCCUCCACGGUCUGGCACCCAAGCUCCAGCGCCAGUACCGCUCUCCACGGCGCAAGUCAGCAGGCAGCAUCCCACUGUCACCACUGGCCCACACCCCUUCUCCCCCACCCCCAGCAGCUUCACCUCAGCGGUCCCCAUCACCCCUGUCUGGCCAUGUAGCCCAGGCCUUUCCCACAAAGCUUCACUUGUCACCUCCCCUAGGCAGGCAACUCUCGCGGCCCAAGAGUGCGGAGCCACCCCGUUCACCACUACUCAAGAGGGUGCAGUCAGCUGAGAAACUGGCAGCAGCACUGGCCGCUUCCGAGAAGAAGCUAGCCACUUCUCGCAAGCACAGCCUUGACCUGCCCCACUCUGAGCUAAAGAAGGAACUGCCGCCUAGGGAAGUCAGCCCUCUGGAGGCGGUUGGAGCCAGGGGUAUGCUUUCUGGCAAGGGAGCCCUGCCAGGGAAAGGGGUGCUGCUGCAGCCUGCUCCUUCGCGGGCCCUAGGUACUCUCCGGCAGGACCGAGCCGAACGACGAGAGUCACUGCAGAAGCAAGAAGCCAUCCGUGAGGUGGACUCCUCAGAGGAUGACACGGAGGAGGGGCCUGAGAACAGCCAAGGUGCACAGGAGCUGAGCGUGGCACCUCACCCAGAAGUGAGCCAGAGCGUGGCCCCCAGAGGAGCGGAAGAGAGUGGGGAAGAGGAUACUUUCUCGUCCAGAGUCCUCAGGAGCCCUGGCCCAGUGGUCCCAGGCCUAUUGACAGGGAUUACACUGGGGCCUCCCAAAAUGGAAGGUCCCAGUGGCCCCCAGAGGAGGCUCGGGAGCCCACAAACUGUUGAGGAAGCUGCCAGCUCCUCCUCUCCAGACCCCAACCUGGGUAAGUCUGGAGCUACAGACCCCAUCCUUUCUGAAGGUUGCUGGAAGGCUCAGCGCCUCUACACCCAGGCACUAACAGCACUUUCUCCCAGCUCUUCAGGACUCGCCCCCACCAGCAGCCACUCUCCUCCCACCUCCACCUCUGGGAAGCUAGGCACGUGGUCCUGGAAAUUCCGUAUUGAGGGCCCAGAGAGGGCAGCCCCAAGCAGAAAGGCAGCCAUGACAAGUGGGCUAGCCAACCUCCAGGAUUUGGAAACAACUCCAGCCCACCCUAAGAACCUGUCUCCCUGGGAACAGGGGAAGACACAGUCACCUAGUGUCCCCAGACUGACCCAUCCCCCUUGUGAGGAUCCCAGCCAAGGCUGGCUGUGGGAGUCUGAGUGUGCACAAGUAAAAGAGGAUCCAGCCCUGAGCAUCACCCAAGUGCCUGAUGCCUCAGGUGACAGAAGGCAGGACGUUCCAUGCCGAGGCUGCCCCCUCACCCAGAAGUCUGAGCCCAGCCUCCUCUGGAGGGGCCAAGAACUAGGGAGCCAUCAAAAACAUCAGAAUCUGGCAUUGGUGCCAGAUGAGUUUUUAAAGCAAACAUAGCAGUUGUUUGCCAUUUCUUGCACUCAGACCUGUGUAAUAUAUACUCCUGGAAACCA
Saimiri boliviensis boliviensis (Bolivian squirrel monkey) is the source of this 6259-nucleotide messenger RNA. The record is from RefSeq and is a predicted model, not a curated record. Lineage: Eukaryota; Metazoa; Chordata; Mammalia; Primates; Cebidae.